UUGUGAAUGGAGUCACGAAUUUAUGAUCAUUGAUUAAUGAAUUCUGAUUUCUGUUUAAAAUCUAAAUAUUCCCAGCCUUUUUCAUUUCAAGGCAUAGAAUAAUACCACUUGAAUAAAAUAGAUUGUUGUUAAGUAAGAAAUAUAUUGAAUAUCAUAAAAAUCUGUGAUCAGUAACAACAUAAUAUGGAUUCGCUGGUUGGCUACGGAAGCGACGACGAAGUUGAGUCUGAUCGCUAUGGCCAACAAACGGUGGGAGGAGCAGGGAUGCGCCGCCGAGAAGACGACACCAACUACGACAGUGUCAACAUGGACAUGAGUGAGGACUCACAGGCGGAGUCCGAGCCCGAGCUGCCCCCGGCCGACGGCGGGCCUCCGCCCCAUCACGACAUCCAUCAAACGAACGAUGGCGGUGAUAGCGACAGGUCGCGCGACCGUGACGGCGACCGAGCGCGCGACGACGACCGACCGCGCGACCGCGACGGUGACCGACUGCGCGACCGCGACCGCGACCGCGACUGGCGGCGGGACGUAUCUCGUCGCGAUGACCGCCCCUACAGAUCUGACCGGUCGGAGCGGCGCUCGCAUGACGGUCCGCGCCGCGGCCUGCUCGGCGACCGUCCUGACGACCGACCCGCGCGACUGAACACCAAGUACGGGGAGGCAGCGCGCUCGCACGACGCUCGUGACGCGGUAUCACCCAGAUUCGUGGAUCGCGAGCGCGGUGACCGGCGCGAGAGAGACAAAGAGCGCGACAGGUCUCGCGACCGUGACAGCGAUAGAGCGCGCGACCGCGACGGUGACCGACACCGCGACCGGGACCGCGACCGCGACAGUCGCUCGCGCCAUUCCGAGGACAGAAGGUCCGGGCGCGUGGGUCGCUCGGAGCGAUCGCGGUCGCGGUCGCGCGGCGCCGCCUUCCCGCCGCCGCCGUCGAGCGACCGCCACUCCCCCGGCGGCGACUACCGACCCUCCUACAAGGUCAACAGGAAGCUCGAGGUCAUGGAGAAGAUGGGUCUGCAGAUCAAGACGCCGGACGGGUCGAUGGCGACGGCGCGGGAGUUGCGCGCGGCGGCGGGGGGCGGGGCGAGCGGCGCGGCGGGGGGCGGGGCGCUCGGCGCGAGCGGCGCGCGCGUGCUGCAGCAGGUGCAGCGCCGCAAGCUGCUGUGGGCGCACAAGGGCGGCGCCGACGAGGCCGCCAAGUGGUCCGGCACCAGGUUCGCGCAGGACUCAGACGGCCGCCAGGUCUCCAAGUUCAUGCGACUCAUGGGCAUCAAGGACCCCGCGGCGCUGGAGGGUGCGGGCGGGGCGAGCGGGGCGGAGGGUGGCGCGGGGGCGGCUGGUGCGGAUCCCACCAGGAAGCAGGAGGAGCUGUUCCAGGCGAUGCAGGCGCAGUACGACGUGGCGCGCGCCACCACGCACACCAUGCGCGGCGUCGGCCUCGGCUUCACGCGCAACCACUUCUAAUUCAAAUCCCUUUAAAGGCGCUAAUCUCAAAAUUAAAAACUUUACCGGUUCGAUCCUUCCUCGCACGCGUGGUGUGGCCACCGUGGAACUCAACAUUCUAUAAACAAAAUAACAGACUGAAUAUCUUUUGCCUGUUCUUUCGUGUACGAAACCCCGUUCCAUGGUGCCGUUUCGCCUGUUGGAAUACUUAUGGUUUAGGCUGUUUUGUGUAAUCAAUUUACCAUAUGAAAAUGAAGUCAUGAGAACCGACUAGAGUUAUAAAAUUCAAUAUGCAGACGGGAACACUUAUUUGUUGCCCUGACCUGUUCGAAUCCUGCAAUUGUAAUGUUUUUGUUAUAUCGAGUCACUCGUAGU
Molecule: messenger RNA, 1818 nt
Organism: Aricia agestis (brown argus)
Lineage: Eukaryota; Metazoa; Arthropoda; Insecta; Lepidoptera; Lycaenidae
Product: arginine/serine-rich coiled-coil protein 2
Exons: 10
Coding region: 184-1464 (426 amino acids)
Source: RefSeq, a predicted model, not a curated record